CUCGCUUAGCAACCGAAGUGUUGGGCUCAAUCGUAAGUCGAGGACUUACCUGUAUUAGCAAUUGUAGCAGUUGUUCCACUCUGAGGAUGAAGGUUUGUAGCCUAACGUAUCUGGAGGAGACUAGAGACGAGUUUCAUGUGGAAUUACCCUGGAUACUAGUUGCAAUGGGGUCGUUCCACUCGGUGGACACCAGUAACUAUUGCUCCAGGAAGCAGAAAGGGAAUGAUGAGGAUUUGUUGACCAAUAAAGACCGAGAAGAAGAUAUUGCCAAGUUUCCGUAUGUGGAAUUCACUGGACGAGACAGCAUCACCUGUCCCUCCUGCCAAGGCACUGGCUGCAUCCCCACAGAACAAGUUAACGAACUGGUUGCUUUGAUUCCGUAUCAUGAUCAAAGAUUAAAACCUCAAAGAACGAAGCUCUACGUCUCUGUGUCGGUGCUGCUCUGCCUUCUGGCAUCAGGGUUGGUGGUCUUCUUUCUCUUUCCACAUUCAGUGCUUGUGGAUGACAAUGGCAUCAAAGUGGUUACAGUCUGGUUUGAUGAAAAAAACUCCCUUGUCAUUCUUUCCAUCACGGCCACUCUUCGGAUCCGGAAUUCCAAUUUCUAUUCUGUAGCAGUGACCAACUUGUCCAGCCAGGUGCAAUACAUGAACACUGUGGUUGGGACCCAACAAAUCAGCAAUGUUACUCGUAUCCAGCCACUGAGUGAUCAGCUGGUGAAUUUCACCAUGAAAGCUGAAAUGGGUGGACCUUAUGUAUAUUUCUUCUGCACACUACCAAAGAUCCGAGUGCACAAUAUUGUGAUUUUCAUGAGAACUUCAGUGAAAAUUUCCUACAUUGGCCACAUAUCUCAAAGUUCUUUGGAGACCUACAAUUACGUUGACUGUGGCGCCAACUUCACAGCUGCCCAUACUGGCCCUUAAUUCCCAACUCUAAGAGAUGAAACUCAAGAGAAGGGCAAUUUAAAUCAGCGACAUAUACUGGUGAUCCUAACCAACUGGCUUCCAUUACUCUGUAACUUAUGAUGGAAUUUUGUGUCUUUGUUAUAAAGAGAAAGAAGAGGCUGUUUUAGCCCUUGGGGUAUGGGCUGGGUAUGUAGUCUUCCUUCCACAAUUUUGCACGGACAGUUGGGCUGCGCCUUGGUGCUGAUUUGAAGAGGAUUUGUUUAAUCCCAGUCCCCAUCUUCUCUUCAAAUGCUAGUUUGUGCUUUUCUUGUUAUUCCUCAUUGACUGACUUUGCUUCUGAAUAAGAUUUGUAAUGUUUACAGGUUUUUCCAUAAAAAUUUAAGAAGGGAUAAGUUUCUAAAAAUGUGCAGCUGGCCUACUAACCACGAAACAUAUUUCAAUGACCUUCUGACAUUACUGCCAAUAAAGGAGCUAUUGUCCAAUUGUGCAAAGGGAAAUAAUCUUGAAUAAGUUUUCUGCGUACUCUUUAAAACUGUCUUGCUUAUUGUCAGAGAAACCAAGACUAUGUAUCGAAUAAGCCCCACUGAAACAUCUGAAUGUAGCAAGUUGCACUCUCAUAAAUAUGUAUCUUCAUUGAUAUAACUUUUAAAAUUACUUUCAUAGUUACUUUUAAAACUACUUUCACAGUUAGAAUAGCACGCCAUUCUAAAGAGCACAAGACUGAAUUAAGAAUUCUCAUAUUUGCUGAAUCUACAGCAUUUUGGUUUUUUGUCUACAAGAAUGAGCAUCAUGGAAGGGUUCUUCACAUUUUUACAGAAGCGGUGAGCACUUCUUAAACUGUGGAUCUCCAAAGUUUCUGAAUUGGGAUGACAGUGGCUUAGAUGGCCCUUAUUAUUAGCACAGAGGAGUUUCAUUGUGUAGAUUUUGGUAGGGGUGGGAAUACUUGUUUUCCACAAAAAGAGAUGGAUGUUAGUGUUGCUGUGUAGUACUGCUUCUUAAAAAAGAUUAGUGUGGGAUAUACAUUUAAAAAGUAACAUUGGAAUUGGGCAAAGAUUAUGUAUAUAGGAAAUAGUCUUAACUUUUUCAAAUACCAAUUAUAGCACUUAAAAAGUUUCGGCAUUCUAACUCACCUGCUACAGUCUCUUGAAGAAGAAAAAGAAACCUAUUUAAAUUUGAAGUAAACUUUAAAUUUUAUUUGUUACUCUUUCAAUGAUGGGGGAAUUUAUGUUCAUUUAGAACCUGUACUUUUUCAGUUUGGCAGACUGGAUUCUUAAAAUGAAGAAUAAACCCUUAAAUC
Notechis scutatus (mainland tiger snake) is the source of this 2199-nucleotide messenger RNA. NCBI's taxonomy places the organism in Eukaryota, Metazoa, Chordata, Lepidosauria, Squamata, Elapidae. The record is from RefSeq and is a predicted model, not a curated record.